Erigeron canadensis is the source of this 3403-nucleotide messenger RNA. Its product is annotated as MDIS1-interacting receptor like kinase 2-like. The record is from RefSeq and is a predicted model, not a curated record. Gene Ontology annotation, biological process: protein phosphorylation. NCBI's taxonomy places the organism in Eukaryota, Viridiplantae, Streptophyta, Magnoliopsida, Asterales, Asteraceae. The transcript is spliced from 2 exons. Gene Ontology annotation, molecular function: ATP binding; protein binding; protein kinase activity. The coding region runs from base 1 to 3129 and encodes 1042 amino acids.
AUGGCACCUCUAUCCUUCAAGGAGGCUUUCUUACAUUCAACAGUAAUAGUCUUAUUACUUGUUACACUUUUCUUGACCGCUUCUUGUGCUGAAGUUGAUGCCCUUCUAAGAUGGAAAGCAAGCCUCUAUAGCCAAAACAAUAGCACUAUUCUUCUACCUUCAUGGACAGACAAAAAUCCGAACAACAUUUCAGGUCAAAGAAUACUGGUGUCUCCAUGUAAUUGGUAUGGUGUUUCAUGCAAUGUUAAUGGAAUCAUCAACAGAUUAAACCUUUCGUCGUCUGGUUUAAGUGGUACACUUGAUAAUUUCUCGUUCUCUUCUUUUCCGAAUCUUGCUUAUUUUGAGCUUAGUUUUAACAACUUUUCCGGGAACAUCCCAUCUGAAAUUCUUUACCUGUCUAAACUUGUUUAUUUUGAUUUUUCUGCUAAUCGAUUCUCUGGGAUAAUCCCACCGAGAAUUGGACAGCUAAGAAAUCUUGUCACCCUUCACUUGUACAAUAAUCAGUUAAAUGGUUCGAUUCCACCUUCCAUAUGUCAGUUGAGAUCUUUAACCGCGCUUGCUUUGAAUAUUAACCAUCUUUACGGUUCAAUUCCUACAUGUUUCGGUCAGUUGUCCAAUCUUAGUUAUUUUGGACUCAACAACAAUAAUAUUUCUGGUUCCAUUCCUUUUGAACUAGGAAAUCUUUCUAAUCUAAAGUCGCUUUAUUUGCAAAACAAUUUUCUCAUUGGGUCUAUACCUAAAUCUUUUGUCAAUCUAAAGAAGCUAGCCGACUUAAUUCUUUCCAAUAAUAGGUUAAAUGGAUCAAUCCCAACAGAACUGGGUACUUUGGUUUUACUUGAACGGCUUGAGCUACAAACAAACGAUAUCAGUGGUCAAAUUCCUAAUUCUCUAGGCGAACUCAGAUCCCUUUAUAUUCUUCGCCUCUUCCAAAACCAACUUUCUGGUCCCAUUCCAAAAGAAUUAGGAAAUUUGGUAUCUCUUUCUAUUCUAGAGUUGAGCGAAAACAAACUCAAUGGUUCAGUUCCAUAUUCAUUCAGUAACCUACAAAAUUUGGAAAUUCUGAAUCUCAUGGUCAAUCAACUUUCAGGUCCUAUUUCACGACAAUUAGGGAAGCUGAAAUUAGUUAGAAUAGAAAUUAGUCAAAACAGUUUUACUGGUAGUUUACCUGAUGAAAUCUGCAAUGGAGGAAAACUUGAGAGACUCGUAGUCAUUAAUAACAAACUGACGGGUCAAAUCCCAAAAAGCUUGUUCAAUUGCACUAGCUUGAUCCGUCUACGGCUAGAUGGAAACCAGCUCACUGGAAAUGUUUUUGAGAGCUUUGGUGUCUAUCCACACCUCAAUUAUAUAAGUCUCACCGAUAACAAGUUUUUCGGUGAGAUCUCGGACAACUGGAGCAAGUGCAAGAACUUAACGGCCAUACACAUGGGAGGAAAUCAAAUCAGUGGUAAGAUACCGGCAUCCCUUGGAAACUCUCUUCAACUAGAAGUACUUAAUUUUUCUUCCAACUUUUUGGUUGGAGAGAUACCGAAAGAAAUUGGAAGAUUGACUCGCUUGGGGGUACUUGUUUUGAGCAAUAACAGACUUUCUGGUGUCGUACCUCUAGAACUAGGGUCACUUGCUGAACUCUCGUCGCUAGAUCUUUCCACAAAUGUGUUGAACGGGUCCAUUCCGUCUUCACUUGAGAAUUGCUUCCAACUAUUUAGCUUAAACUUGAGCAACAACAAAUUUACUGAUGAAAUUCCAGAUCAAAUAGGUAGAUUGUAUCAACUAUCUAUUCUUGAUCUGAGUCUGAACUCACUCACCGGUGAGAUACCUUCGGCGUUUUCAAGUUUAAGUCGUAUGGAAAACCUCAAUCUUUCACAUAAUAAACUUUCUGGUUAUAUUCCAAAGAGCUUCGAAUUAGUCAAUGCCUUCUGGAAUAUUGAUCUAUCAUACAACCAGUUAGAAGGUCCCAUUCCCAAAAGCAAAAUCUUUAGUAAUGUUUCAAUAGAAGCAUUGAAAGGGAACAAAGGUUUGUGUGGUGAUGUCAGCGGACUGAAAAAAUGUGCAUCAGGAAGACAAGCCUCGAACCGAAAGCGCAAGCUUUUGCUCAUGCUUUCACUUCCACUUCUUGGAGCUCUUUUACUUGGCGGUCUCUUGGGAUUUAUCGUUUUCUAUAGAUGGAGAUCGAAGAGAAUGCUGUCAUCACCACAAAUGGCAGAUAAUAAAAUAUAUAUUGAGGAUUUCUUUUUGAUUUCAACAUUUGAUGGUAGGGAGACUUACCACGAAAUCCUAAAGGCAACCAACGAGUUUAACGAAGCAUAUUGCAUUGGUAAAGGUGGGUGUGGAAGUGUCUACAAAGCAAGAUUGACAUCUGGUGAUACUGUAGCAGUAAAGAGACUUCAGUUUCAUGCGUCCUCUGAGUUAAUCAAUCGUAUGGACUUUCUGAAUGAGAUAAGAGCAUUGACCAGAAUACGCCACAGAAACAUUGUAAAGCUACUUGGCUAUUGUUCACGUGGUGAAAACUCAAUUUUGGUUUAUGCGUAUCUUGAAGGGGGUAGUCUAACUAGUAUUUUGAGCAACAACAACAGUGCUCAAAAUUUAGAUUGGAGGAAAAGGGUGAACAUCAUCAAAGGUGUUGCAUACGCCUUAUCGUAUAUGCACCAUGAUUGUUCACCUCCUAUCGUUCAUCGAGACAUAUCAAGCAAAAAUAUUUUGCUUGAUACAGAUUAUGAAGCGUGUGUUUCCGAUUUUGGUACAUCAAAGAUUUUGAACCAAGAAUCUUCGAAUUUGAGUCACUUAGCAGGAACAUAUGGAUACAUUGCACCAGAACUUGCUUACACAAUGAAGGUAACAGAAAAGUGUGAUGUGUAUAGCUUCGGGGUUCUAACGCUGGAAGUCAUCAAAGGAAAGCUUCCAGGUGAUAUAGUAACCUCUUUAAUAUCUCCACAGCUGAACGAGAAGGUUGACCUUAAAGAUUUGAUAGAUCAACGGCUUCCUGUUCCGCUCCCAGAUAUCAGAAUAGUUAUAACAUCAUUAUUAAUUCUGGCAAAAAGAUGUGUUAAUCCAAACCCCGAAAUAAGGCCUACAAUGUAUGAUGUUUCGCAAACAAUUGCAUCAUUUCUUUGCGACACAACGUACAAACAGUAAUAAAGUUGUGUAGUGACAGUAAAACCUGAAUAAACUAAUAGCAUUAGGACUGAGAUAUUUUAUUAAUGGGUUUAGUGCGACGGAAUGCAACUAACUAUGCAAAAAAAGUUAUAGUGUGCAUGAACUAACGUUUUUGUUUAUUGUAUGCAUAAACUUAAUAAAAAAGUUUAAAUCAUGUAACUUUUUGCGACCGACUAAUCAAAACCUUACACGUAGCCUGUUCAAAAAAAUUUUUUUUUGCACGUGCCAGCUCAUAUUGGCUGUCAUGUAUACA